Molecule: messenger RNA, 1518 nt
Organism: Ceutorhynchus assimilis (cabbage seed weevil)
Lineage: Eukaryota; Metazoa; Arthropoda; Insecta; Coleoptera; Curculionidae
Source: the annotation of a GenBank genome assembly
UUUGAAAUUAUGGCCACAUUAUCCACAAAUCCUGAGCCUGAUAACACAGAUACAACUUUGUGUUGUCACCCUUUAGCGGGCAAAUGUUGCUACGUCAGGCUUCCUCAACGUAUAAUCUUAGCCAUCUUACUCCAUUUUCUCUUGCAAAGCAACUUCAGCAACAGAAUAGUGCUAAAUAUAGCCAUAGUGGAAAUGGUCGAACCUGCAAAAAACGAUCCUGAUCAUCAACCAGCUUGUCCAGAGUUUGAACAACCCAAUCAUACUCAGGAGGGUAGCUUCUCCUGGUCUCAAACGACCAAAUCCUUGAUACUCUACGCUUUUUACAUAGGCUACACCCCGACCCAAAUACCAGGUGGAUGGUUAGCUGACAAAUAUGGUGCACGUUAUGUUCUUAUAGUUAGUGUAUUGAUAACUAUUACUAGCUCAGCUACAUUACCUGUCACAGUGCAUCAUUUUGGUUAUAUUGCGGCUGUGGUUAACAGAUUGGUUUUAGGAGCAUCACAUGGUGUUUGUAUUCCAUGCACAGCAUCGUUGGUUAGUACGUGGAUACCGCCCGAAGAGCGGGCUACUUUGGGCAGUUUAUGCUACAGUGGUAUGAAUUUGGGCGUCGUUGCGGGUAGUCUGAUAACAGGAGUUCUAAUGGAAUUUUUUAACAGUUGGUCGCCUGUUUUCUACCUUUGGGGUGGCUACUCUGGAAUCUAUUUAAUAUUCCUUUGCUUAUAUUUGUUCUCAUUUCCUGACGACCAUCCUUUUAUGUCCCAAGUAGAGAACGAGUACAUCCGGAGUGCCAGUGGCUUGAUUAAUUUAUCACGACAGCCCAAAAAUACCCCCUGGAAAGCUAUAUUAACCAAUGCACCUUACUGGGCCAAUGUGUGGGCUCAAUUCGCCCACCAUUUUAUUUAUUUUACCAUUAUCACUUACCUGCCCACCUAUAUGAGCGAUAUUUUGAUGUAUGGCGUAGCUCAUGAUGGAUUGUUUGCUGCCAUGCCCUUCGCAGCUAUGUAUCUCUUCAGUUUAGUGCUAUCCUUCACUACAUCAAAAGUUUUUUUACGCUGCAUGACUAAAAAGACCUUUGAUAAAUAUUUUGGAGCAGGAUCAAAUGUUGUAUCUUCGGCACUACUGCUAGCAGCAACCUUCUCAGAAUGCAACAGAUACCUAGUUAACUUUUUUUUUAUUGCCAGCAUGAUAGUAAAAGCCUUUUAUUACGUCACUUUACCUAUCAACAUUAACACUUUGUCCAGAAAUUAUGGGGGUCUAUUGUAUGGAGGAAUGAAUGCUAUCAGUUCAAUAAGUGGCGUAAUUGGUAACCUCAUUAUGGGAUACCUAGCAGCCGAAAAACAAUUCUUUGGCUGGAAAAUAGCAUUUUCCAUAAUGCUGGCCUUGUCUGUGGUGACUACCGUUGCCUUUUUUAUAUUUUCCUCUGACGAGCGCCAAGAGUUUGAUUAUUUAGAAGACGAGAUAAGAGACAAGUAGCUUAGCUGAUUUGUGUUGUAUAAUGUAGUUAAUAAAGGAAUUUGC